This is a messenger RNA of Colletotrichum lupini, 483 nucleotides long. RefSeq lists its product as uncharacterized. The record is from RefSeq and is a predicted model, not a curated record. NCBI's taxonomy places the organism in Eukaryota, Fungi, Ascomycota, Sordariomycetes, Glomerellales, Glomerellaceae. Bases 1 to 483 code for a protein of 160 amino acids. The transcript is spliced from 2 exons.
AUGGAAGAUCUACGGCAGAAACAGUACGGCGGACGUUACAACGCCAAGGACUUCUGCAGGGCCUUUGCGCAGUCAAACUCGCCAUUCUGCCCCCCUCCACGAGUCCACCCUCGACGGCCCCGACCUGUCUCACGACUCGCUGCAACAGCGGCUGCCUCUGCCGACUUGGCCAGCCUCGAAACUGCUACUCUAUCAAAGCUUCGCCUCGCCAGACAUCAUGUCAGAAAGGCUUGGAUUUGCUGGGCAUCGAAACCAUCCGCUCAUCCUCCACCCUUGGUGCCGACUGUAUGGGGUUCCCCCAUAAUAUUGGCACUGCAUCGGACGCUCUCCAGACUCUUGGCCGCCAUCGGAGAGUCCAUUUCUGCCACCCGUAGAGCCUCAACGCAGCACCCAACUUCUUGGCAGCCCAUAUGGAAUUCGCCUGAUCACUACAUCUCCGCCCAAAUCACUCUUCGCCGCAUGCAAGAACAUUCUCAAGUCUGA